This is a messenger RNA of Orycteropus afer afer, 12627 nucleotides long. Lineage: Eukaryota; Metazoa; Chordata; Mammalia; Tubulidentata; Orycteropodidae. The record is from RefSeq and is a predicted model, not a curated record.
AUGGAGCCUGAGGACUUGCCUUGGCCGGGCGAGCUGGAGGAGGAGGAGGAGGAAAAAGAGGAGGAGGAGCCGGAGGAGGAGGACGAGGUCGUGAUGGUAGAGGAGGUGGAGGGUGAGGAAGAGCUCGAGUUGGACACCGACUUUAAUUACGAGUCACAGCGUCGGGAGAGCUCGGACGGAGAGGAGGAUGAGGACGAGGAAGCCAAGGCUUGGCUGCAGGCUCCCCCCGCCCCAGCCUUGACCCCAUGGCGCCACUACUCGGAGGGAGAGAGGGCGAGCGCAGAGAAGGUUGUUCCAUUGGCCUGUCAUGUAUGGCAGCAGUCACUAUAUCAAAGCAAUAAUAGAACACAGAUUUCCAAUACUAAUACGGUCUCUUUGGAAACAACUCAGUGGGGAUCUGGAGAUGACCAGAAAACGGAAUCUUGGCAUUGUCUUCCUCAAGAAAUGGACUUUUCUCAAACAUUGGAUACAUCCCAGACCAGGUUUAAUGUGAGAGAGGAAGGGGCUGAAGUAACAGACUUCCCCUCUCUGGAGGAAGGUGUAUUGACCCAAUCAGAAAAUCAAGUAAAGGAACACAACAGAGAUUUCUUAUGUUCUCCAUUGAUAGUCAUACAAGACAGCUUUGUUUCUCCUGAUUUGCCUUUGCUGACUUGCCUGACACAGGAUCAAGAGUUUGGACCUGAUUCCCUAUUUCACCAAAGUGAACUAGAUUUUGCACCUCUGAGGGGAAUUCCUGAUAGGUCUGAAGACACUGAAUUGUUUUCUCGACCAUCAGAAGUUAGUGAAGCUUUGUUCCAGGCAACCUCAGAAGCAGCUUCAGACUUAGUUAACAGCUGCUUUAGUGUAUCUCAGCACCCUCUUAUAGGUGGUACAGUUGUAGAGUCUCCGCACUCUCUUCUACUUCCUCAACAAGAGAAUGAUGAAGAGGCCAUUUCAUCUGAUACAGCUGAUGAACUGAAAACCCCCAAAGAGUCAGAGAGUUAUGAUGUUCUUUGUUCAUAUAUGUCAUUGAAGACACAAGAAGUUGUGCAGCAGCCAGAAACCAGUUUAGCUGAUAAAGAUCAAGUUUCUUUUUCAAGUUCAUCUGAUAUAAGUGAUGAAAACAUAACUACCCAAGGAAGUGAUAUCUUUGAUGCUUCUUGUUCAUAUAUGCAGUGUGGGAAACAGGAAGCUUUUCAGCCAACAGAAACAUGUUUCAACAAUAUGGACCAUGAUUCCUUUUCAGAUUCAUCUGAUACAAUUGAUGAAAAUGAAAUUUCCAAAGAAACUGAGAAUGAGGCGAAACAAAAACUGGAUUAUUUGGAGGGUCAUGAGAAAAGUGAAGAUCAGGAGGAAGAAUUAUCUCAACAUUUUGAACAAAAGGUGACUAGAAAUAACUUACUAUCUUCAGAGAUACAGCAUACUGGGAAUGUUGUUGUUCCUGAUAAUUCUGUAAAAGUUUCAGAAACAUAUAUACUCUCCAAGGAAUAUACCUCUGAAAUAGAAGUUUCUGGUGGUCCUGUUCAGACUGUUAAAUCCAACUUGGGUGAGAUAACAGAGCAACAGUAUAUUCAAGAGCUAAAAAUCCAAAAGGAAACCUCUACUUUUGGUGGAAAAAGUGUUGAUGCCACUGAAAAUGUAGCCUUUGAAGCUGUUAUUGCCUCUAUUGAGCCAUCAAAGAAAGAGAAUACAAUAAAUGAAAUCCAAACUGAUAUCAAUAAAUUUUUAACAAAAGACAGCCAAGAAAGAAAACCAAAAAAUCUUUCCCUAUCAAUUUAUAAUAAUGAAAAAUCUUUACUCGAUCAGCUUAGUCAUCCACGCUAUCAGUCCACUCCUGGAGUAUUUGAACCAGCAGCUUCAGAACCAUUGUUGCAUAGAAAAGGUGUUGAUGAUAGUUCCCUGUACUGGAAUCUUGAUUCACAAUCACACUCUAAUGCUCCUCAGGAAAUGCUCACUCCAGAGUUUAAGUCAUCUCCUUUUAGUGAAAAAUCUUUUCACAAACAGACUGUUGGUGUUGACAAAACACAGCCAGCUUUAAUUCAGGUUGACAUUGGCAAUGAACCAUUUCUUCCCAUUGACAAGAUAAAGUCUGUUCCUGCUCUUGAUCUUGCAGAGAAGAUAGAAUAUUCAACCACUGAUCCAAUGAAAGUAUCAACUUCAGAUUCUUUGGUUUUACAAGGAUUAAAGGAACAAAGCUCUAAAGAAGUUGCAGAUUCAUCAAACUAUAUUUUGGGUAAGGAUGUAAACUCUAGUAACUUUAUUGCCAAUCAUUCUGCAGGUGUGGGAAGCAGCUAUUCAGCAAACUUGGUGACAAGUCAUGAAAAAUCACAAGAUCGCCUACUGGGGAAGGCUGAGUCUGACAUCAUUAUUCGGGAUAAAGAUACUGAAUGCCGUAUGCAUGAUGAGCAUACAGUUGUGGCCAAUGAAGGAGUUGCUAAACUACUGAAAGAGGCAUGUGACCAAAGUGACUUGACUGUUGAGUACAUUGAACUAGUAGCUGUAGAAAAAUUGUUUGAUAAUCUAGAGAUUUAUAGGGUAGGUCACUCUAAUUUGGACAUUAAUCGGUCUUUUCCAUCUACAUUACCUCCAUUUGUUACUCAUGGAGCAGCCAGAGAGCCAGCAUAUCACUCAUCAGAUCUCAGAAUGUUGAGAGUGUCUCCUGAGACUGUGCCAAAGACUCUCAGACAUUUAGCAGGGCAUACUACUGAAGGAGGUACAGCUGAAAUUACUCAAACCAACUUAAGAUCAGAUGUCACUACCACUUCUGGAGAUUCAGACAUUAGAUCUAAUUUACCCUUGCAUACUGAGGCCUUGCCUCAGUUGACUGUAAGGUCCCCUCAACAGAAGACUAUUGAUAAACAUACUGAUAUUUUCCACCAACAGACUUUGCCAGAUAGUCAUCUGAGUGAACAACAGACUUUGGAAGUUUCAGCUAUAUCUGCACUGGCAAACCAAAAGAUGGGGAUGCCAACAGUACCGUCCAGUUUCCACUCAUACAGAGAGAAGCUUAGUACUUUGUAUCAGCAAGAGUUGCCAAACAAUCAACUAACUGAAGAAUCUCUGGAAGUUUUAACUGCUCCUGGACCAGCUGAGCAGAAUACUGAUAUGGCAAGGGUAACCCCUAGUUCCUACUCACAUAGCAAGAAGCCCAGUAUAUUUUAUAAACAGGCAUUGCCAGACAGUCAUCUAACUGAAGAAACUCUGACACUUCUAGCUGUUCCUGGACCAGCCACCCAGAGGACUGGUAUACAAACAGUGCCCUCUGGUUACUACUCACGUAAAGAGAGACCUGAUAUCUUCUACCAACAGACACUACUAGCUAGUGAUUUAACAAAAGAGACUCUCAAAAGUUCAUCUGUUCCUGACCAGCUGAACCAAAAUACUGGGAUGACAAUAAUAUCCCCUAGUUCCUACUCACACAGAGAGAAGCCUAAUACUCUCUACCAACAGGUGUUACCAGAUAGUCAUCUAAUUGAACAGGCUCUGAGAAGUUCACUUGGUCUUGGCAUGCCAGCUGUCCAGAUGACUGAGAUACCCUCUGUCUCCUAUCCACAGAGAGAAGAGCCUAGUGUUUUCUAUCAACAAGUGUUGCCAGAUAAUCAUGUAACUGAAGAGGCUCUGAGAGGAUCACCUGUUCCUGGACAACCUGACCAGAAGUCUGGGAUACCAGCAGUACCUUCUAGUUCUCACUCACACAGAGGGAAAUCCGGUGCUUUCUACCAACAGGUGUUACCAGAUAGUCAUGUAACUGAACAGGCUCUGAGAAGUUCACCUGUUUCUGGCACACUACCAGCUGCCCAGAAGAUUGAGAUACCAAUAGUGUCCUCUAGUUCCUACCAACAGGAGUUACCAGAUACUCAUGUAACUGAAGAGGCUCUGAAACAUUCAGCUGUUCCUGGACAACCUGACCAGAAGACUGAGAUACCAUCAUUACCCUCUAGUUCCCACUCACAGAGAGAGAAGCCUGGUGUUUUCUAUCAGCAGUCAUUAGUAGAGAGUCAUGUAACUGAAGAGACUCUGAAACAUUCAGCUGUUCCUGGACGACCUGACCAGAAGACAGGGAUACCAACAUUACCCGCUAGUUCCCACUCACAUAGAGAAAAGCCUGGUACUUCCUACCAACAGGCAUUACCAGAUACUCAUCUAACUGAACAGGCUUUGAGAAGUUCAGCUGUUUUUAGACAAUCUGACCAGAAGACUGGGGUAUCAGCAUUACCCCCUAGUUCCCAUAAACAGAGAGAGAAGCCUGGUGUUUUCUAUCAACAGUCAUUGGCAGAUAGUCAUGUAACUGAAGAGGCUCUGAAAAGUUCAGUUGUUCCUGGACGACCUGACCAGAAGACUGGUAUACCAACAUUACCCUCUAGUUCCCACUCACAGAGAGAGAAGCCCAGUACUUUCUACCAGCAGGAGUUGCCAGACAGUCAUUUAACUGAAUGGGCUCUGAGAAGUUCAGCUGUUUUAAGACAACCUGACCAGGAGAUUGGGAUAUCAACAUUACCCCCUAGUUCCCACGCACAGAGAGAAAAGCCUGGUACUUUCUACCAACAGGAAUUGCCAGAUAGUCAUGUAACUGAAAAGGCUCUGAAAAGUUUGGCUGUUCCUGGACAACCUGACCAGAAAACUGGGAUACCAACAGUACUCUCUAGUUCCCACUCACAGAGAGAGAAGCCGGGUGUUUUCUACCAACAGGAGUUGCAAGAUAGUCAUGUAACUGAACAGGCUCUGAGAAGUUCACCUGUUCCUGGACAACCUGACCAGAAGACUGGGAUACCAGGAGUCCCCUCUAGUUCACACUCACAGAGAGAAAAGCCCGGUGCUUUCUACCAACAGGAAUUGACAGAUAGUCACAUAAGUGAAGAGGCUCUUAAAGGUUCAGCUGUUCCUGGACAACCUGACCAGAAAACUGGGAUACCAACAUUACCCUCUAGUUCCCACUCACAUAGAGAAAAGCCUGGUACUUCCUACCAACAGGCAUUACCAGAUAGUCAUCUAACUGAACAGGCUCUGAGAAGUUCACCUGUUCCUGGACCAACUGCCCAGAAGACUGAGAUAUCAGCAGUGUCCUCUAGUUCCUAUCAACAGAGAGAGAAGCCUGGUGUUUUCUACCAACAGACAUUGAUAGAUAGUCAUCUAACUGAAGAGUCUCUGAAAGGUACAGCUGUUCCUGGACAACCUGACCAGAAGACUGAGAUACCAACAUUACCCUCUAGUUCCCAUGCACAGAGAGAGAAACCUGGUACUUUCUAUGAACAGACGUUACCAGUUGGUCAUCUCCCUGAACAGACUCUGAGAAGUUCACCUGUUUCUGGCAUACCUGUUGCCCAGAAAGCUGAGAUACCAACAGUGUCUUCUAGUUUCUACUCACAGAGAGAGAAGCCUGGUAUUUUCUACCAGCAGACAUUAUCAGAUAGUCAUCUAACUGAAGAGACUCUGAAAGUUUUACCUGUUCCUGAACCGGCUGGCCAGAAGAUUAGGAUAACAACAGUACCCUCUAGUUCAUACUCACAGAUAGAGGAGUCUGAUAUUUUCUACCAGCAGGAGUUGCUAGAUAGUCGUCUAACUGAAGAGACUCUGAAAAGUUCACCUGUUAAUGAAAUAGCUGACCAAAAGACUGGAUUACAAAGAGUAUCCUCUAGUUCUUACCUACAGAGAGAGAAACCUGGUAUUUUCUACCAACAGGCAUUGCCAGACAGUCAUCUAACUGAGGAAGCUGUGAAAGUUUCACCCAUUCUUGGGCCAGCUGCCCAGAAGACUGGGAUACCAACAGUAUCCUCUAAUUCUUACUCACAUAAAGAGAAGCCCAGUAGUACUCUGUACCAGCAGGAGUUGCCAGAUCAUCAUCUUACUGAGAAGCCUCUGGAAGUUUUAACUGUUGUUAGAUCAGCUGACAAGAAGACUGGGAUACCAACAGAGUCCUCUAGUUCCUAUUCACAUAGAGAAAAGUCUGUUAUAUUCUAUCAACAGGAGUUGCCAGACAGUGAUCUGAGUGAAGAGACUGUGAAAGUUUUGGCUGUUCCUGGAUCAGCUGACCAAAAGUCUGGAAUACCAACUGUACCCUCUAGUUUCUACUCACAGAAAGAGACAUCUGGUAUAUUCUACAAACCAGUGUUGCCAGGUAGUCAUCUAACUGAAGAGUCUCUGAAAAGUUCAGAUGAACCUGGACCAGCUGACCAGAAUAUUGGGAUACCAGCAGUACUGUCUACUUCUUACUUACCUAGAGAGAAGCUCAGUACUUUCUACCAACAGAAUUUUCCAGACAGUCAUCUAACUGAAGAGGCUCCGAAGGUUUCAACUGUUCCUGGGACAGCUGGGCAGAAAACUGACUUAGUAAUAGUUCCUGCUAGUUCCUACUCGCCUAGUGUGAAGCUCAAGAUUUCAGCUGUUGUUAGAUCAGAUGACCAGAAGACUGAGUCACCAACAGCUCCUGCCAGUUCUAACUUAGAUAGAGAGAAGCCCAAGAUUUCAACUGUGAUUGGACCAGAUGAGCAGAAGACUCCAUUACUGACAGUUUUCUCUAGCUCCUGUUCUCAAAGAGUAAAGCCUCAUAUUAAUUCUCAACAUGAGUUGCUGGAUAGACAUCAACAUGAAGAUGAUCUGAAACUUUCAGCUGUCGUUGAACCAACUGAUGGGAAUCCUGAGAUAGCAGUACCUCUUGCUAGUUCCUCUUCACAGACAGAGAAAUCUGAUAUUUUCUACCCACCAGAAUUGUCAGACAGACCUCUAACUGAUGAUACUUUGAAGGUUUCAACAAUUCCUGGAUCAGCUGACAAGGAAACUGUGUUACCAGCAGUUCCUCCUACUUCCAUUUCACACAGAGAAAAGCCUAAUGUUGUCUCUGAUCAGAAUUUACCAGAUGAACAUGUAACUGAAGAUACCCUGAAGGUCCCAAGUGUUCUUGGACAAGUUGAACAGAUUACUGUGUUACCAACAGUUCCCCCUGGUACUUAUUUACAUGGUGAAAAGCACAAAUUUGUUUCAGAAUGUACCCAAGGGUUAAAGGAUAAUUUUGAUUCCUCUGAUCCCAAUCCUAACUCAAAGAAUACACCUAUAAAUUCUCAGGCUGGGGAUAGAGUUGUAAUACAUAAGCCAGAAACUUCAGCUUUUGGAGAUUUGAGCUCAGAGGAAAACCACAAUACCGACAGUGGUUCUAAAACUCUUAAAGAAAUUCAGACCCUUUUAAUGGAGGCAGAAAAUAUAGCACUGAGACGAUGCAAUGUUCCUGCUCCCCUUAUCCCUUUCAGAGAUGCUAGUGAUAUUUCACGUAUACGAUCGAAGAAGGUGGUUUGCUUCAAAGAACCCUCCACAGCUAAUAAAUGUAAUGGUGACUUGCUUCAGAAACAGACAUUAACAGAGAAAAACCCAAGUAGCAGAUGCGUACAGAAGGAUAUUAGCACACAGACAAAUCUAAAAUGCCAGGGAGGCAUUGAAAAUUGGGAGUUUAUUAGUUCAACAACAGUUAGAAGUCCUCUACAGGAAGUAGAAAGCAAAGCCAGACUAGCAUUAGAAACUCUUAAGCAAUAUGAAACAGCCAAAUCGGUAAUGAGGUCUGAGCCUGAAGGGUGUAGUGGGACCAUUGGGAAUAAAAUUGUUAUCCCUGUCCCUGUGAUGGCUAUCGUAAAAAGUGAUUCAAGUAGUGACACAAGUGAUGGACAUUGUUCCUGCUCAUGGGACAGUCGUUUACCAGAGUCUUUGGAGUCAGUGUCGGAUGUUCUUCGAAACUUCUUUCCAGAUGCUUCACCCAAUACUAGCUUGAUAGAUAGCAGAGAUGAGGAAGGUGUGUCAGAGAGUGAUGAUGGUGGUAGCAGCAGUGUAGAUUCACUGGCUGCACAUGUGAAAAACCUCCUGAAAUGUGAAUCCUCAUUGAAUCAUGCUAAAGAAAUAUUGAGAAACGCAGAGGAAGAGGAAUCUCGGGUGAGAGCACGGGCCUGGAAUCUGAAGUUUAACUUGGCUCACGAGUGUGGAUACUCCAUUUCAGAAUUAAAUGAAGAUGACAGGAGAAAAGUAGAAGAGAUCAAGGCAAAGUUGUUUGGUCAUGGGAGAACAACUGACUUGUCCCAGGGUUUACAGAGUCCACAGGGAAUAGGAUGCAAGCCAGAAGCUGUGUGUAGUCACAUUAUUAUUGAGAGCCAUGAAAAAGGAUGUUUCAGGACUCUAACUACACAGCAACCACAAUUGGACAGUCAUCCUUGCGUCUUCAGAUCUGAUGAACCUGAAGAAAUAAUCAGAGAACAGCAGGGCCCAUUGUCUUGGAGAGCCAGGCAUAUCAACCUUUCUAAAUCACUAGAGCAGAACAAUCCCCGUUUCAAAGUCUGGAAUUCCUUGCAGUUACAAAGUCGUUCCCCAUUUCAAAACUUUACAGCUGAUAACUUCAAGGUUAACAAGAAUCUUCGAGUGCCAUUUCGUGAAAAGAUGGACCCUUGGUUGUCAGAAUUUGUAGAACCUGUUUGUGUGCUACCUGAGGGAACAGAUUUUCAUUCUUCUUCACAAAUGCUGCAUCCAGAACCCAUGAAAAAUUUUACUACUUCUAUCACUUUUUCAUCUCACCGACAUUCUAACUGCAUUUCAGAUGCCUCUGUUUUUAAGGUUGGUGUUACUGAAGGUAGUACUGGAGCAUCUGUGGGACAAUUUAAUUCUCAUUUCCCUGAUGAACAAAACUGUCUUAGAGAUGAAACCCAGAAAACUUCUUCCCCUUUAUCAUUUAAAAUCUGUAGUCAUUCACCAGAUAAAGAUCUGCCUAUUUUAGCAGAGAGCAGUAGGCAAAGCCAAAAAUUACCUGUCGAUUUUGAGCAUUCUCACCAAGAAGAAAAACUCUUACCAGAUUUUAAAGUCAGUCAUUCUGAGCCCAGUUCCAGUGCAAAUCACAACAAUUUCACGGGCAGACUGAGUUCCACACUAGAAGUAAAAGAGAAGAAUGUAACUCCAAAUGUUCCUUCACUCAUUUUUCUUGAACAACGCAAACUCUUUGAACAAAGCAAAGCCCCACAUGCAGAUCAACACAUAAGAAAACACCAUUCUCCCCCUCCUCAGCAUCAAGAUUAUGGACCUCCAAAUCUUCCUUCUCGCAUUUUUCUUGAACAGCGCGAGCUUUUUGAUAAAAGCAAAGUCUCACAUGUACAUUAUCAGAUGAGAGAAAACCAGUCUCCCAUUCCUCAAGCUCAGGAUUGUAUAACUUUAGACCUUCCUUCUGAGAUUUUCCUUGAACAACGCAAACUCUUGGAACAAUGCAAAUAUCCACUUAUAGAUCACCUCGUGGGAAAAGACCAUUCCCCCUUUCUUCAAGAUCAGGAAUGUGUAGUAGAAAAGGAUAAUCAGGAUAUGCCUAAAUCACACGUUUUCGAUAGGGUAAAUGUUGAAGACAAGUGUAGUAACAUGCUCUCCCAGUCACUCCCAAAUCACUGUACUCCACCUUCAAAUAGAAAAGCACUUUCUUGUGUUCGUAUAACUCUUUCUCCCAAGACUCCUUGCAAGUUGGAUAGUGGAACCUUAGAUAAAAGAUUACAAUCAUUGGCUCCUGUUUGUAAAUCUAGGACAAAUAGAGAGUUUAAUUCUGAACUACAGACCACAUCUUUCGGAUCAUUGGAACCAACCUCAGAAUCUAAAUCUUCACUAGACUUCCAAGUUGUACAUUUUCCUCUUACCCAGGAUUUGAAAACCAAACCUCCUCAGAAUUGCCAGAUACUGACCUCAAGGCAAACACAAGUGAGCAUUUCAGAUUUGGAAGGAUAUUUCAAUCCAGAGAGGACUUCAGUAUCUGCAGAUCGACCACCAGAGGAGAUUAAGACCCCAUUUGGAAAAUUAUCAUCAGAUGCUGUCACUCAGAUAACAACAGAAAGUCCAGAGAAGACCUCAUUUUCAUCUGAGAUUUUUAUUAAUGUUGAUGAUCGUGGACAUAAAAUUCCAGAAUCCCAUCCCCAGCAGGUAUACAAAGUUCCUAUCAAGCUUGGAUCACCGUCUUCAGUCCAACAGAUUACAGCUUCUCGUGACAAAGAAGCGCAUCCUUCAUUGUUGCCAUAUAAGCCUUCUGGAAGUUCAAAGAUGUACUAUGUUCCACAAUUGGAAAAUAUUCCUCACUUUCCAGAUUCCAAGUCAGACACCACUCUUGAGAGCUCUCACUCAGGAUCCAAUGAUGCCAUUGCUCCAGACUUCCCAAGUCAAGUGCUAGGCACAAGGGAUGAUGACUUCUCAGACAGUGUUAGUAUUAAACAUAAAGAAGGGAUCUACAGUAAGAGGGCAGUGACUAAGCCAUCUUGGUCAGUGGGGGAAAAACCCUUUCAUAAAGACACUGCAGUUCAAGUGUCCAUCACUGAGGAUGAGAACCUCUCAGACAAAAAAUUUAAAGAAGAGACUAAACCUACCCCACCUGAAGAGAAAGAAUCCUUACAGAAAGACAGUGCAGGUUCCAGUGCUAAAAAUUUACCAGACACCAAAGCCAUUAAACAGAAAGAGGAGAUCCAUAGUAAGAGGAUAGUUCCUAAGACAGCAUGGACAGAAGAAAAAGAAUCCUUGCAGAUAGAUACUGCAGAAUCUAGAUGUCAUUCAGAAUUUGAAAAUACUACCCAUUCUGUCUUCAGGUCAGCCCAGUUUUACUUUCAUCAUCCAGUGCACCUACCAAGUGAUCAAGAUUUUUGUCAUGAGUCAUUGGGAAGGGGUGUUUUCAUGAGGCAUUCUUGGAAAGAUUUCUUUCAGCAUCACCCAGACAAGCAUAAAGAACUGUCUUGCCUUUCUCCUCCUUAUCAAAGUGUGGACAAAACUAAGAUGGAUUAUACCAGGAUAGAGAGCCUCCGCAUCAAUGUAAAUUUGGGAAACAAAGAAGUGAUGCAUACUGCUAAAAGUCAGCCUAGAGAUCACCUGAAAUAUAACAGAGAAAUCACUGAUCUGAAAAGGGAUUAUAAGGUCACCCCGGGGUCAACAACUCAGGGCACUGCGAGUUUGAAUGAACUCUGGAACAGGUAUCAGGAACAACAGAGACAACAGAAACCUGAGUUUGGUGACAAGAAAGAACUCUCCUUGGUGGAGCGACUUGAUCGAUUGGCUAAACUUCUUCAGAAUCCCAUCACACAUUCUCUCCAGGCCUCUGAAAGUACACAUGAUGAUAGCAGAGAGGAGCAAGUUGUUCAGGAAUGGAACAGUAGACAGCAACAGCAGAAAAACAAACUUCAGAAAAAGAAGAGGUAUAAAGGCCUAGAGAAAUGCCACAGAAACAUGGAAGAUCUUAAAAAAGGCGACAUACUGUCUACUCAUCAAGCUGGGGGACCAAAUCAGAUUAAAUUUGAGCAUAUUAAAUUUAAUAAGUAUAUCCUGAGAAAACAGCCAGGUUUUAAUUAUUUAAGUAACACUUCUUCAUAUUCUUGCCCUUCAGAGGAGAGUGAGCUGCUCACAGAUACUGCUACCAACAUCUUUUCCACCACUACUUCUCCUGUGGAAUCAGAGGGUCUGACCCAAACAGAUAAAGAGGUGGCCUUGCAUGAGAGGAGCAGCUCCAUUUCCACCAUUGACACUGCCCGAUUGAUUCAAGCUUUUGGCCAUGAAAGAGUAUGUUUGUCACCUAGGCAAAUUAAAUUAUAUAGCAGUAUCACCAACCAACAAAGGAGAUGCCUUGAGAAGCGGUGCAAGCUGAGCAAGAAAGCAGUGAACACAGGUCAUUUCCAUAUGACUGCUGAGCACACCAGAAGGAAAAACAUCCAGGUGGGAAAACAUAUGAUUUCUUCUGACUCUGUUUCAUCUUCUGCUAGUAGUUUCUGGAGCUCGAGCCCUACCCUUUGCAGCAAGCAGAAUGUACAGAUGUUAAACAAGGGUGUCCAAGCGGGUAACUUGGAGAUUGUCAGUGGUGUCAGAAAACACACCCGAGAUGUUGGGAUGACUUUCCCAACUCCAAGUUCCAGCGAGACUAGAUUAGAAGAGGACAGUGAUGCGAGUUCUUCUCUGUCAGAAGGAAAAAAUGAAGAGAAAAGGUUCCUUGCCACUUACCCCUUGGACAAAAAGUUAAGGAAGAGCAAGCCAAAUCUCUGUGAAGGAAUGUCAUGGUUUAUUCCCAUUGAAAAUUUGAAGUCUGGACCUAAGAAGGAAAAUUUCCCCAAAUCUUAUGGCCCUGGUAUCUCUUGGUUUGAGCCAAUAACAAACACCAAACCCUGGAGAGAGCCACUGAGGGAAAAAAACUGGCAAGGACAGCAAAUGGACUGUCAGGUGUGCCUAGCAGACCCAUGCAGAGGGGAAUGCAUGCACCCACUGAGGCCAUUUGUGAGAGCAACCCUACAGGAAUCGCUUCACCUUCACAGACCUGACUUCAUCUCUCGCUCUGGGGAGCGGAUAAAGCGCCUGAGGUUGAUAGUCCAGGAGAGGAAGCUGCAGAACAUGUUGCAGAGUGAGCGGGACGCGCUGUUCGACACCGGGAGAGAUGGGCAGCGCUGCCAGGAUCACACGUGCCCACUGCCUAGGCAAGGCUUCCUAGCUGCCCAGAAGAACAGAGCUAUUGGAAAGAAGGAAAUGAUUCAGAGAUCUAAGCGGAUUUAUGAGCAGCUUCCAGAAGUUCAGAAAAGGAAACAAGAAGAGAAGAGGAGAUCAGAAUAUAAGUCAUAUCGGCUGCGAGCCCAGCUAUACAAGAAGAAAGUAACCAAUCGACUCUUGGGGAGAAAAGUCCCCUGGGACUGA